UCCUCUAAAACACUCACUCUCUCUUUCUCUCUCUCUCUCCAGGCUGUGGAUCAUGGCAGAGGGGGAGAGACGAUGCAUCUGAGGCCCUUAUAGAAGAGCCCCCCUAUGGGGAGCAGUUGCCGGACAUGGGGGCUGCUUCGGCCACUGACCCCUUGUCCCAGUGAUUAAUGGCACCAGACUCUCGCCUCUGCAGUUGUCCCAAGCUUCGUCCACUGCAACGCACCACCUCCCCUAUCCACCUUGCUCUUCUACUUUAUUUAUCUCUCUCGCUGUUUGUUUCCCCUCACACGACCCAGAAACUUGCAGUUAGCCUGUUCACUUCAGCGAGCAAUUCCUCAGACACCGACACCAACUCACACAGACAGGCACCCAAAUCUGAAGAUAUAAUAGCCUCAUCAUCCCCAUACCGAUACCCUGUCUAUAACUGGAUCAUGGAGGCUCAGCCAUAGGAGCCAUUUAAAGGCUGCCUCAUUGUUCAGCCAUCCUGGAGAGAUCAAUGGAACUGCGCUGACUGAUGUGUAGAGCGACUCCUUCAGUCACCCAAAAGGAAAGAUCACCCGCCAACACCAAACUCUUAUAACGCUGUCCUUGAGCAGCUAUUCUCUCUCCAACUCUGAUGGAUGUGUGCUUCUGUAUUAUUUAGAGGCAAACAUUAUUGAGGAAGGACAUAUUUCAAACUGACACACGAUUCAUUGUUUGUCUCAAAGAGUCAUAAGAGAUUCCAUUUACCUGAGAUGUUUGAGUGUGUGUUGUCGUGACUCCAGCCUAGUGUGGCUUGUCUGAAAUUUAGCUGAUCAAGAAAGGAGGACAAAAAAACAACAAGAGCGUCGACUAAGACGCUACUAGCUGCCGCUGUGACAUACGUGCCAGGGUUGUUGUUGUCGUGACGUGGUUGGUGGCCAUCGUCAUGGUGUUGCCACCUCCAGACAAGCGUCACGUGUGUCUCACCACCAUCGUCAUCAUGACCAGCAUGGCGUUCAUGGACGCCUACCUGGUGGAACAGAACCAGGGGCCAAGGAAGAUCGGUGUGUGCAUCAUUGUGCUGGUGGGUGAUUUCUGCUUCCUGAUUGUGCUCCGCUACGUGGCGGUGUGGGUUGGCGCCGAAGUGCGGACCGCCCGGCGUGGCUACGCCAUGAUCCUAUGGUUCCUCUACAUCUUCGUCCUGGAGAUCAAGCUCUACUUCGUGUUCCAGAACUGCAAGGCUGACCGCAAGAGCCUGGAGGUCGUGGCCCGCAAGGCCCUCACAUUGCUGCUCUCUAUAUGCGUCCCGGGGCUCUAUCUGAUCUUAGUCGCGCUGGAUAGCAUGGAGUAUGUCCGCACCUUCCGCAAAAAGGAGGACAUGCGUGGCCGUCUCUUCUGGGUUGCCCUGGACCUCCUCGACCUGCUGGACAUCCAGGCCAACCUGUGGGAGCCCCAGCGAACAGGCCUGCCCAUUUGGGCAGAGGGCCUGAUGUUCUUCUACUGCUACAUCCUGCUGCUCAUACUGCCCUGCGUUUCCCUCAGCGAGAUCAGCGUCCAGGGGGAACAGGUGUCGCCCCAGAAGAUGAUGCUCUACCCGGUCCUCAGCCUGGUCACCAUCAACGUGGUCACCAUCUUGAUCCGUGGGGUCAACAUGGUGCUCUUCCAGGACAGCCGUGUCUCCACCAUCUUUGUGGGGAAAAACGUGGUAGCCAUCGCCACCAAGGCCUGCACCUUCCUGGAGUACAGGCGGCAGGUGAAGGAACUUCCGCCACAGGGCCCCCCCGGCAUGGCUCUAGAGCUUCAGCAGAACUCGGUACCGCACGGCCAGGCGCUACCCAAUGCCACCAGUCUGCCACAUGAGCCCACGCCCGCUCAGGAGAUCAUAGACACAUGACGGGGGCAGAGCCGACUGAUUGACACUAAAGGCUGCCAGUCGGCAUUCUUCUUGCUGACUCUGGGCACAACUGAUUGGACAGGUCCUAGGUUAAAUGGGGGGGUGGAUUGAUCACUUAUGGCUGAGGACACCCCAGUCAUUAGGCUGGUAUGUGCUACCAGGUUGGCCCUUCUACAUUGUCAAUCAAAGCUAGAAAACAAAAGAAACUUGGGUAUCUCUGGUCAAAUCCUUGUGAAAAAGACUUACCUAACAGACUGAGAUGAUUACGUUCUAAAUGAUGCUAUAUGUCACUGAUGUGAGAUGUGUUUUUAAUUGUGUGAGCAUUUUUAAACAAAAAAAAAACUUGUGAUGAAACCCUGAGAAAGGGAGCUUGUGAGACAGACCCUUUUUCUGAAGCAGAUUGAUAGCUUUGAAUCUGUUGUAAUUUUUUGGUCCCGUGGAAGUUUCAAAUGACACCUUUACCUGGAAGUUCUUUCUGUUUUCGUUUGUAGUGCAACUGACAGGGCAUACAGAUCUCUCUUCUCACUUGUAGACAGGAAGUGAAAGGAUAAAUGGAGAAAGGGCUGGUCAAGGAAUAGGAGGGAGCUCAGGAUGAAAAACUGAGGAGAAGAAAGAAGCGAAUAAUCCUGUCUUCGGAAUUAAGAAUCUGGCAUAGCUCUAGAGGGAAGGUCUGAGGAAGCAGUUCUGUCACAGGUCCCCGUAUUUUACGUGUGUGACGCAAUGCUGAAAAGAGGCUCAGGAGAUCAACAAUGUCCUUUGACUAAGAGGUUUUCUUCCCAAUUACUAUGGAUCUCUUUAAAGUAUAUAUGUGUGUGGAUGUUUCUAAGAGACAUUUGUAAAGUUAUAAAGGAAGAAAAGAGGAGAGGCAGAGGAUAGUAAAAGAUAGUAAAAAAGACAGCAGCAAACAUUCUGGCAGAAACACAGAAACUAGAAAUACAGUUGGAAACUAUCUACACUUUAAUGAAUGAUUUUAUUAUUAUUAUUAUUAUUAUUAUUAUUAUAAUUAUUGGUGUAUGAAAAUAUUUUUUACAUUUUGAGUUGAAAGAGUGUUUUAAUAAAAUAUGAAAAAGAGUGGGACUUGAAUGAUAAACACUUAAAA
Messenger RNA from Clupea harengus (Atlantic herring), 2954 nucleotides. It is a transcript of the gene tmem121ab, whose product is annotated as transmembrane protein 121Ab. NCBI's taxonomy places the organism in Eukaryota, Metazoa, Chordata, Actinopteri, Clupeiformes, Clupeidae. The transcript has a single exon. The record is from RefSeq and is a predicted model, not a curated record. Bases 908 to 1855 code for a protein of 315 amino acids.